GUCUGUAAUGUGGUAGGGUACUGAUAAGGGGUUGAUAGGUUGGUUAAGAGGUGCUCGCUAACGGCACCGUAGUCUGUAGCGUAUCUGAUGUGUGUAGCAGUUGUGUGUGUGUUGUGCAUUCUCUAUUGUGUGUGUGUGCUGUGAGUGGGUCGUGUGUUCAGUAUGCUGUAUUGUGUGUGCUGUAUUGAGUGUGUGUUGAGUGUGUUACUGUAUGCCUCUGUCGUGUCCUCUGUUGGUGUUGUUGUCUCAGUGUUGUUUGGAUUGUGUGUCCAUCGCGUGCCCUCUGUUGUGUACAGAAAUGGGUGGGCGACAUCAGCUCGACUGUGGUCGGAUAUCCCAACUCGGAUAACAAAAAACAAAAUGUGAACGGUUGAGCCAGACGUCAAACUUUGCCAAACUUAAAAGAGUUAUGUAAGGAAGCUAUUAUCAAAACAACAGCUUGAGUGGGAAGGGCUUGUGAAUAAUUUGGUCAUACGUUGUUUUCAGUAUUUGUUUUCCUGCUGACAAGCUAUAAAAAUGUGUUUGUAAUGCCUAAACAGUUGCCUGUGCCUGGUGAACAGGUGGAGUCUCAGCUCUUCAUGAUGGCUCAUGGUGGCUUUUAAAAAAAACAUGUUGAUCAACACGCAUGAGCUAAUGUGUAAUCUGUAAGAUCUGCGGGUACAUCGCCGAGGUUGUGAAAGUUCAGCAGAGAUUGCGUCGCCCAAGUUUAAAAGCCAGCCCGAGUGUUUGUGAAACAUAAAGCUUGUUUGUUGGCUAUCCAAGUCGGGUUUUAGUCUUAGAAUAAUCUUUAGUGAUUAAGCCAUUUAAGUUAAUCUUGUAAUACAAUGUUUGGUCUCUUAGGCUACUAACACCCUGAUUAAUAACCACAUUGUACUGAAAGUGGAAAUUCUGGUUCAACUCUUGUAUGAUUUAUUGAACUCCGAUGACCAAGCUGGUAGCCGUGUUUUAUUUUAUGUACAAGUUUUCUUCUCGCUCACCAUCGUCAGUCUCUGCUUCCAUCGUUAACAACUUUUGACAGUCAUGAAUAAGGCAUUAUGGGCGGGGAGGUCUGGCCACAACUAGCUGCUGGAACAUCGGAAGUGGAUUGGUGUGAGCACAACUACGCCAUCGUUCCCACCAUCGCGGAAUUCUACAAUACGUUAAGCAAUGCGCUGUUCUUCGUGCUCCCGCCUUUGUGCUUCCACUUAUCGCGGCCAUACGCACGACACUUCAAUCGUGGCAUCAACCUCAUCUGGGCCCUUCUGCUGGUUGUUGGUGCCGGCUCCGCUUACUUCCACGCCACGCUCAGCUUCCUGGGGCAGAUGCUGGACGAGCUGGCCAUCCUUUGGGUCAUAAUGUCUGCGCUAGCCAUGUGGUUCCCGCGCCGUCUGCUGCCUCAAGCCUUCCGCAAAAACCGGGGCAGGUUCAAGGUGGUCAUGUGCGCGCUGACCCUGGUGGUGACGGCGCUGGCGUUCGUGAAUCCUGCUCUCAACAGCGUGACGCUCAUGGCCUUCGGGAUCCCGUGCACCGUGCUGCUCAUCACCGAGCUCAAGCGCUGUGACAACAACCGCGUGUACAAGCUGGGCCUGGUGGCCGGGGCCUGGUGGACGCUUGCUUUCCUCUGCUGGAUCAGCGAUCGCCUCUUCUGUGACCUCUGGGAGGCAGUCAACUUCCCCUACCUGCACUGCUUCUGGCACGUGCUCAUCUGCCUGGCGGCGUACCUGGGAUGCGUGUGCUUCGCGUACCUGCACGUCCUCUCGGAGGCGCCGGAGCGAGGGCCGGCGGUCCGCUUCUGGCCCAGCGAGCGCUGGGCCUUCAUCGGGGUUCCCUACGUGGCGCUGCUGUGCGUGCCAGAGCAGCGCCGACACAAGACGCUAUGACGGCACUCGGUUUUGUCUUUUUUAGGCACAGCAAUUUAAUUUAAUGUAUGUACGUCUGUAUGUAUGUAUGUACGUCUGUUGCUUUAGCCAACUUUGCUAAUCAGAUGUGUGGGGGGAAGAACAACAAACUAAACACGAAAAGCAGUUCUGAAGAAAUUGUUUUCCAAUCUAGAUUUAAACACGAGAAGUAUACUACGUAUGUACGUAAGCACACACACAAUGACAGCAGUCGUUCAAAUCCCGCACUUACGAUUAGCAUGGUUGGCUACGUACAUUGCAAAAGAAGUUCAACAUGCAUACACACAUAUCGCCGUGGCGCUUGUGCCAGGCUAGGUGCACUUUGAAGCCACGUAGAAUGGCGAAGGCUUGCUGAUAGGUCAUGGGCCAGCCGUGGGUGUUAACGGUUGACACACUUGGGGUGGCUGCCACGUGUACGUAUGUAUCCAAAAUGUUAUUUUAUUUAUCCGGGAAAGCCUCAAAAGAUCUCCAGACUUUUCAUGAGAGUCCUGCAUUGGGACGUUUGGCCAAUUCCCUUUUAAAGAGAGGAAACCCCCAUGCACGAGGGGUAACUCCUUUUGUUGUCCUUCCCCCUGCACCUCCGAUAAGCACGGUUGGCUCCGUACGGUGCGAAAGAAGUUCAACAUGCAUACGUAAGAACACUCAAAAGGUUUGCGUUGGCAAACUCG
This is a messenger RNA of Petromyzon marinus (sea lamprey), 2545 nucleotides long. It is a transcript of the gene ACER2, whose product is annotated as alkaline ceramidase 2. Gene Ontology annotation, biological process: ceramide catabolic process; sphingosine biosynthetic process. Gene Ontology annotation, molecular function: N-acylsphingosine amidohydrolase activity. The record is from RefSeq and is a predicted model, not a curated record. Gene Ontology annotation, cellular component: Golgi membrane. Lineage: Eukaryota; Metazoa; Chordata; Hyperoartia; Petromyzontiformes; Petromyzontidae.